AUGGCGAACGUUGCUAUUCCUACUUCGUUGUACUCGGAUGCUUCUGGUAUUAAGACUCUCAGUGGGUCAAAUUUCUCCGAAUGGUAUGAAAAAAUUAAAUUCACCUUGGGUGUUAUGGAUUUGGACCCAGCAUUGCUUACUGAAAAACAUGUGGAAUUAACGAAUGCUGACAGUGAGGAAGAAGUUAGCCUAAUUGAAGCCUGGACCAAGUUCAAUAGGCUUAGUCUUAUGCUUAUUAGAAUGACCGUUGCUAAUAACAUUAAGACUUCUCUUCCUGAGGUUGCCAAUGCUACGGAACUGUUAGCGGCUAUUAAGAAUGUUUUAACUCAACAGACAAGUCGCUAG
Messenger RNA from Erythranthe guttata (spotted monkey flower), 345 nucleotides. The record is from RefSeq and is a predicted model, not a curated record. NCBI's taxonomy places the organism in Eukaryota, Viridiplantae, Streptophyta, Magnoliopsida, Lamiales, Phrymaceae.